Messenger RNA from Colletotrichum godetiae, 591 nucleotides. RefSeq lists its product as uncharacterized. The transcript has 2 exons. NCBI's taxonomy places the organism in Eukaryota, Fungi, Ascomycota, Sordariomycetes, Glomerellales, Glomerellaceae. The record is from RefSeq and is a predicted model, not a curated record. Bases 1 to 591 code for a protein of 196 amino acids.
AUGAGCAUUCCUGUCGUCGACUCUUCAGGCAACCUAGUCAGAAGACUAAGUGUAAGUAGCUACUUGAGAGGUGUUAAGAAGUCUGGUGCUGUUCAAUAUCAUCAGCGAGAAUCAGGUAAGUUGAAAACUGUGGAAAGCACGCUGCAACUCUGGCCACAACAAGGUGUCCAAAAGACGGCACAGAACCACGAGAAGCUUCGAAACAAUAACAACAACAACGACAAGUCAGCAGUCGGGUCUAUAGCCAUGGACAAGAGAAUAAAAUCACAAAGCAUCCCCUUUUUCAACACGACGUUGAAACGGCCGACUCUCUUCGCCGGGCGCAUCGGAACCACCCACAACCUUCCCAAGGACAAAGAUGCUCCCGCAGCGACAGCUUCAACCACGUUGUUGCGGGCGCUCAGCCCUGAGAGAGUGCACCGUUACCCCGACCAGUCACCGACCCCCUUCUUCCCCCAUGCUCAUCCCCAAGGGAUGGGGGAAGAACUUUUGAUCACACGGAUUGACGGAUCAGAUGGCACCUCUCAAAGCUCCGGACUGGGGCUUUGCCUCAUCCGGAGGGAAGCCAGGUUCAGCGAAAACGCGGGGUAA